CAAGAUGCUUUUGAUCUUGUUGCAAAGUUCAACAAAAUCGACCUUGAUGGUAAUAGUGCUCUCGAACAAAAAGAAGUUGUAAAGGCUUUACAAGCAAUAAGUGAAAGUACUUCAUAUGACAAAAUCCGAGCUACCUUGAAAGAAAUCAACUUAAGUUCAACAGGCAAUGUUGAUAUUGAAAAAUUCAUUGAGCUUAUUGUAAAACUUAGAGAAGGUCGUAAUAAAACUGCUUUUGCAGUUAACAAACAAAAAAUCACUAUUCAUGGUAUCAGUCAAAAUGUUUUACACACCAUUAAUGAAGAUGAAAAAACUGAAUUCACGAGGCAUAUCAAUCAGGUACUAAUUAAUGACUCUGAUGUUAAGAAUAAAAUCCUAAUAGAUACAAAUACUAUGCAAUUAUUUGAUGAAUGUAAAAAUAGGUUAAUUUUCGCAAAACUUAUUAAUGACUUCGUACUAGACAAAAUUGAUGAACAAGUUCUAAAUAUGCCUGUAAAGGGAAAGAAAGUCAAUAAGUUUAAGAUGACAGAAAAUAAUAAUUUAGUAAUUUUUUCCGCAAAAGGCAUUGGUUGUAAUGUUGUCUUAUCUGGCAGAUUAUCAAGUUUGACUAUUAAACAAAAUAGAUAUAAAACUUCACCUAGAGUUGUAUCGACUUUGAAAGAUGAUGAAACACUUGAACAAUUUUUAAAAUUACUUCCAGAUCGAAUUUUGUUACGAUGGUUUAAUUAUCAUUUAAAAGCUGCUAAAUGGAAUCAAAGGGUUAAGAAUUUUAGCAAAGAUGUCAGUGAUAGUGCAAAUUAUACAGUUCUUUUAAAUCAACUUAAACCUAAUCUUUGUUUACGAGACCUGUUAAAUAUUCCUGAUCUUCUAGAACGUGCUGAGAAAGUUCUGCAAAAUGCUGAGAAAUUAGGAUACAGAAAAUAUUUAAUUCCAAAGGCUCUUGUUGCUGGAAACCCAAAGUUAAAUUUGGUUUUUAUAGCUCAUCUAUUUAACACUCAUCCCUGUUUGGAUUCACUUGACAAAGAAGAAAAGGUUGAACUUGAAGAAUUUGAUAAUAGGGUAUAA
Funneliformis caledonium is the source of this 1062-nucleotide messenger RNA. NCBI's taxonomy places the organism in Eukaryota, Fungi, Glomeromycota, Glomeromycetes, Glomerales, Glomeraceae. The record is from the annotation of a GenBank genome assembly.